Molecule: messenger RNA, 4259 nt
Organism: Acanthochromis polyacanthus (spiny chromis)
Lineage: Eukaryota; Metazoa; Chordata; Actinopteri; Pomacentridae
Gene: exoc3l2b
Product: exocyst complex component 3-like 2b
Exons: 15
Biological process (GO): exocyst localization; exocytosis
Cellular component (GO): exocyst
Molecular function (GO): SNARE binding
Source: RefSeq, a predicted model, not a curated record
CGCCGCUCCCUCUGGUGUCGACAUUUCCGACCGCGCCUGAACGCAGCAGCAGCAGCGGCUCCGGUCUCUCUCCCGGUCUCGGUUAGAAGCUCCUCCGGUUUCCGUGCAGAGCUCCGGUUCAGUCACCGACAGCCGCUGAAGCCUCAGCCCGGAUUCAGAUCUGAGUUUGUCCCGCUGAUCCGCAGCCAUGAGUCCCCAGAGCACCCCCCCUCCAUCAUGCCCAUCCUCAAGAACCUCCCGGUGCGUCUGAAAGGCGGUCCGACUCUUGAGAACGCUCUGAUCCUGCGCAGGAUGAGCCUGAACAUCACCCCCAACCACAACCACAACCCCUUCGACCAUGACGAAGGUCACGGCAACCACUGGUCGCCGGGCAGCUCGCUGCUGGAUGGCGACGUUCCGCGGGACCGAAACCCGUUCGAGGACGAGGAGGAUGAGAACGAGGCCAACGAGGGGAAGAAGGGCAGCGGAGGAGGAGGAGGCUCGGUGAAGGGGUCCUUCAAGUUCAAGUCGCCGCUGAAGACUCUGGGAAAGCUGGGCAAGAACCUGAGAGAGUCGGUGCGGAGCAAAGGAAGUGACACGCCCUCCCCACAGGGAACACCUUCACCUGGAACGAAGAAGAAGAGAGGGAGGCGGAGCUCCGAGGGAAGUCUACUCAGAUUUGCAGGGAAAUACCGCGACACCCUCGGAUCCCGUAAGGACUCAUUCCUCAACGGAGAGUCCAACUAUUCGGAGAGCGAGGGCGACUCGACCAGCCGCCGUGUGUCCUUCAUGAAGAUGGUGGGUCUGGGCAAGAAGAAGGACUCGACGGCCGACCACUCGUCACAGAGCCCCGAGGACCAGCCGACGCAGGAGGAGGUGGUGGAGGUGGUCAAACCCAGAGAGCCGCUGUCAGUCCUGGAGAUCCUGCAGCUGGUGAAGAACCGCGACCUGCUGCUGGCCGACGUCCACAUCCUGGAGCUGGAGCAGGAGUGCAGCGAGGCGGACCGAGGCGGCGGCGCCCAGCCGGAGGACGGCGCCGGGCCCAGCGGGAAGGACGGCGGCAGGAAGGCCAAAGACGUGGAGCUGCUGUACGAGGAGCUGCAGAAGGAGCUGUGGGCCGUCGUCAGGGAGUCGCUGAGGUCUCCCACCGCCGGACCCAACCUGGGCCUGGUGGUUCAGGUUCUGCAGCAGGAGGAAGAAGCUGAUAGAACGUGGGCCGUCAGCGAGGACGCGUCCCCCGGGGGCCCGAGGCCUCGGCAGCUGAAGCAGCGCUGGAAGGAGGCGGUGGAGGAGGCGGCCGACGGCUCGCUGCCUCAGAGAGCCGAGUUCACGGCCGGAGAGCUGGACGGAUACCUGGACCGACUCCGAGCCCGAGUGGUGGAGGACCUGGGGGCCGCCAAGAGGAACGUGGUGUCCAUCUACCCCGAAGAGUACCAGUCCUUCCAGGUGUACGUUCAGAGCUACCACCAGGCCGUUGCCAGGCGACUGAAGGCGAUCACCGACAACCAGCUGGAGAUCACUGACAUCUACUCACUGCUGGACUGGCUGCACAACAUUUACAACAGAGAUGUCCUGGGGACGGUGUGCAUCACCAGUCCGUUCAGUCGCUCUGAGCUCAGUCCUCUGCUGCCGUCAGAAACCGUUGACCGACUGGAACUCGACUGUCUGAACUCGGUCCGGGCUAAAGUGACCACGGAGCUGAGCCAGGUGCUGGACGAGGAGGAGAAGAGGUGGAUGGAGACGCUGCACAUCGAGGAGUUCCAGAUCACUCUGGCCACCACCGUCAUACAGCGGCUGCAGGUGGAUCUGAAGCGUUCGGCCUCCAUCAACAGGAGUUUGGGCUCCAGAGUGGCUCAGUGCAGCCUCAACGGACUCGCCGACUUCCUGUACAGUUUCCAGCGUAAAGUGGAGAUGUUUCAUGAGGGGAUGCAGACCGGGAUGUUCGGAGACAACGAGGAUGGAUACGUCUCUAAAACCAUCGCGUUGGUCAACUGCUGUCCUCCAUUCAGGGGUUUUGUGCAGCGCUGUGCUCAGUGCGAUCCGUCGGUCAGCGAAGACUCUUUACGUCGUGCCAACAAGUGUCUGGAUCACAUCGUCCAUCAGGGAGUCAGAGUUCUGUCAGAACGCCUCUAUCUGCACAUCAGGCCGUUCUUCGAGCGUCUCGUCAAGAGGAAGUGGUUGAACAACAUGGAGGCGUACGAGCAGAUCGAAGCAGUGGUCAGAGAGUACUUUAAGAAGUACCGCCGGAUGGACAGUCCUCCAUACCAGCUGCUGGUGGGCGAGGUUCACCGCCGGGUGGUGAUGGAGUAUCUGCGAUCAGUGAUGAGGGGACGAAUCAUCUGCACCUCCAUAAAGAUGAGGAAGAGGAUGGCCGGACGACUGAGAGAUGAAGGACGACGGAUCAAAGUCCUCUUUGAAGAACAGGAGUCUGAGUGCAGCUGGUUGGACAGCGCUUUGCCCCACAUCUCUGAGAUCAUCCAGCUGGAGGACGUUCCCUCCAUCCAGGUGGAAGUAGGAGUUCUGGUCCGAGAGUUUCCAGACGUCAGGAAGAAGCAUGUGUCGGCCAUUUUGAACAUUCGGGGGACGACCCGGCAGGCGGAGCGCCAGGAGAUCCUCAACAUCGUGAAGGACAUCGAGAGCAGCGACGGCGGUGCGACGCUGUUGUCCCGGGACAGAGCCCUGUUUGCAGAGGUCCCGGUCACCUCCGAGGUCCACUGCCUGAACGUGGGCCUGAGCCGGAUCGCUCUCACCGCCUCGUCCUGCUUCAGCACCAUGAGACCGCGACGCAAAACCAGGACGCCGGCUCAGGAAAACCUGGAAGAGGUUCUCUGAACGGAAUCCAACUCCAGUCCCAGUCUGAACCAAGGUGGUUUUAUUCCUAAUUUAACUCCAUUUUCUAGUUUCAGCUGAUUUUUAACAACUAAACCGACUGAACUCCGUCUGGUAUUAAAACAUCGACUCUACCAACGACUGAACUGAGAAGAUCCUCUAUCUGACCGACCCUGAUGUUGUUGUAGCUAUAAUUUGAACUUUGAUCAGAUGGAAGUUAACAUCUCUAAUUUUUGCUGCAGUUCUUCGGAUCCUGCUGAUGGAAGCUGAUUGUGUUUUUCGAUUCUCUGAAGUGUCUUUGAUCCCCAGAGAACCGGUUCAGACCAGUUCAGCCUCACUGGAGGGAAUCUUUCAGGUGGAACAAAAGGAGGUGAAAAUGGACUAUGAGACUAACUGCUUUUGAUCUUCUUGACUCUUGAAGGAGAAAGUUAACUUUGGAGGAUCUUCAUUGAACAAAAAUAUUUGCAGACGAUGGUUGAGGAUAAAACUGGACUAAAAUUGUCUCUUCUGUCGACUGCUGGGCGUUGAGCUGGAUGACUGAGUGUAGAAAGCCUCUCGAUGAGACGUUCAAGAGUUUCCAUGAAACAUUGAAAGAACCAGUUCUGGAGCCAUCUGUCAUUGACAGAUUGGAACUAAAUGUCUGUGUUUGGAUGGAAAACCAUUUAUUUUUCACCUGGAAACAAAAGAUUCAACCAAGUAUUUUUUUGGUUUCGUUCAGACGGAAGCUGUUCCAACACUAACCGCUGCUAAAACCAAGACGUCUGUCAGCCAAGAGAGUCCUGACUGAAAACCACCUUUAAGUCCAACCCACUAACCUCCUCCUGAACCAGAUUUUCACUUUGUUUUCCUGCAGGAUGUGGAGCUGAGAGGCACUUUAUAGAGGAUCGAUAAAAGGAAACCAGUUCUGUGGCUGUAAUCUGGGUUCAUUCUGGGGUUUCAGUAGUUUCAGACGAUCUUUAAUGUGUUCAAAUGAAAGUGGAGUUUGGUUUGUGGAAAGUUUUAUUGUUGCACAAGAGAAAAAAGAAAAUGUAAUCAAAGGUACUAGACGAUGAUCUGAGUCUCGGUUGGUUUACUGAGUAUUUAAAGCAGUGAUUUUAGUUCCGGUGUGAUGAGUUUUAUUCUAAACACUUUUAGUUCAGUUCUUUUCUUCAGAAUAUCUGGUGUUGAUUUAAACUAAAGAUAUAAAAGAUAUAUUCUAAUGGUUUUAUUCAGCCUUUCCUCACAUUUCAGCAUUUAACGGUUUUACAUGUUUUAGCUCUUAACCUGCAGAUAAAGAGUUCGAUUCAGUUCCUGAUAGUUUAGUUCCUGAUUGGAUUGUUUAAAGACCUUUGUGUUCUUUAUUUCAGAUCUGCUCCUUUAGUUCCACCCGUCUGUUGUAAAUGUGGAUGUAUGUAAUGAAUCUGUACAGAAAUCAGCUCGAAAUGACAAUAAAACACAUCAGAUUCACCGUU